UUUAUUUUUCUUCAAUCCAAUCAAUCAUUUAUGAAGUCAACAAUCCUCUGCGCGACAGUAUUGCGAAGCUACCCCCAACUCGAAGCCAACCUUUUUGAAGUUUCGUUUGGUCCGGGCCUGGCAACUCCACACACCCAAUGCCAUCGCCGGUCAUUUAAGGCUUACCCAUGAUGCUGUGCUCACUUUCCGGUGAAGCUCCCGAAGAGCCCGUCGUCUCGAAGCUGUCAGGCGCUGUCUUUGAGAAACGCCUGAUCGAGAGGUACGUAGAGGAACAUGGGAAGGACCCGGUGAGCGGCCAAGACCUCACACUAGACGAUCUUAUUCCUAUCAAAUCUGCUCGAAUCGUCCGACCCCGACCUCCCACUCUCACGUCCAUACCUGCCCUCCUGUCGACCUUCCAGAACGAGUGGGAUGCGCUCGCGCUAGAGACCUACAACCUGAGGGAGCAGCUGACGCGAACGCGCGAGGAGCUUGCGACCUCUCUUUAUCAGCACGACGCUGCCGUCCGGGUCAUCGCGAGGCUGACAAAGGAGCGGGACGAAGCUCGGGAUGCAUUGUCAAAGGUGACAAUAUCGGGAGGUGGCGGAGCCAACGGGGAUGCCAUGGCCAUCGAUGCCGAAGCCCUACCCGAGGAGUUAGCUACUAAGGUGGAUGAGACACAAGCAAAACUGUCUACGAGCCGGAAAAAGCGGCCGAUUCCCGAAGGAUGGGCAACUGGGGAGGACAUCGCCUCAUUCACCAUCGACACCACGAACCCUCUGCCCGUUCCUCUGGCCACGACGGUUAGUAUCGAAGGCGGUUAUGCGGCAAUUGGCGGGCUGCAGGGCCAUGUUGUCAUCUACUCGAUCGAAUCGGACAACGUAGAGCGUUCGCUGCAAGUCGACGAGCCUGUGACCGACUCGAUAUGGGACGGUUCGAAGGUCAUCCUCUCAACCUCAAAGGGCUCGGUGAAGGUCUUCGAAAAUGGCACCGAAGUCGCAUCCUUCUCCGAGCAUGCUGGACCGGCUACCGGUUUGUCGAUCCACCCAAGCAAGGAAAUCCUAGCGUCUAUCGGCUCGGACAAGAGCUUUGUUUUCUACGACCUGACCAAGCUGCAGCGCGUCACGCGCGUAUACACCAAUUCCGCUUUAACGGCCUGUGCAUUCCACCCGGAUGGCCAUCUCUUUGCUGCUGGCACGAACUCGGGCGAGAUCAAGCUUUUCAUGACAAAGACCGGAGAGGAAGCUGCUUCGUUCCCCCUGGGGGCUCCGGUACAAGCCGUUGUCUUCUCCGAGAAUGGAUUCUGGUUUGCCGCCACUGCAAAGGGGCAGACUACGGUGACUGUAUUCGACCUGCGCAAGGAGGGUGAAGCUGCACAGGCUAAGGUGCUGGAUAUCGGCAGCACGGUUCAGAGUCUAGCAUGGGACUACUCGCAGCAGUUCCUGGCGACCGGCGGGCCAACUGGGGUGACAGUGCAGCAGUAUAACAAGAGCUCGAAGUCGUGGUCCGAGCCACUGCGAGUAGCAGCCAGCGCUGUGGACGUGAAAUGGGCCUUGAAUGCGAAUAGGCUUAUAACGGUGAACGGGGAUGGCGUGGUUAGUAUUCUGGCUACUAAGGAGGAGUCGUGAUGUGCGUGGAAUCCUGGCGUUCGUGGGACCGUACCCGGUCGAUACGGACAGGGAACAGGAGUGGGACUCGAUCGGGUGCUUCGACGAUGAAGAUUCAUUAUUUGGCCGAGAGAGCCACGAGGGCUACCGGGAUUCUGAGAUUUGCCGACGGAUACUAAAAAGCAGUGAGGGGUGGAUGGCAACUGAUAAUAAUAACAUAUCCGUAUGAACUUCAUGACCUGCUCCCUCCGUCCGAAGUACCGUGGAGGAGAACAACUCAUGUCUAGAUAGGGACCUCUAGGAGGUGGUGAGAGAAGGAUUACUCGUUUAAUACUACGCGCAGUGCAUAUCGCGGGUAACAGUAACAGCAACGAGCAGCACUUGGGAUAGAAUUCGGGGUUCCGGUAUUCAGGUGUAGGCCGAUUACUUCCAAGUGGCAAUAUAGUGG
Durotheca rogersii is the source of this 2034-nucleotide messenger RNA. RefSeq names its product Prp19-domain-containing protein. Bases 168 to 1607 code for a protein of 479 amino acids. The transcript has 5 exons. Gene Ontology annotation, cellular component: U2-type catalytic step 1 spliceosome; Prp19 complex; cytoplasm. The record is from RefSeq and is a predicted model, not a curated record. Gene Ontology annotation, biological process: DNA repair; mRNA splicing, via spliceosome; protein ubiquitination. Lineage: Eukaryota; Fungi; Ascomycota; Sordariomycetes; Xylariales; Xylariaceae. Gene Ontology annotation, molecular function: ubiquitin protein ligase activity; protein binding.